Molecule: messenger RNA, 1762 nt
Organism: Zophobas morio
Lineage: Eukaryota; Metazoa; Arthropoda; Insecta; Coleoptera; Tenebrionidae
Gene: TfAP-2
Product: Transcription factor AP-2
Exons: 4
Coding region: 69-1520 (483 amino acids)
Biological process (GO): regulation of transcription by RNA polymerase II; anatomical structure development; regulation of cell population proliferation
Cellular component (GO): nucleus
Molecular function (GO): RNA polymerase II transcription regulatory region sequence-specific DNA binding; DNA-binding transcription factor activity, RNA polymerase II-specific
Source: RefSeq, a predicted model, not a curated record
CCGUCUUGCUAGUCAACUUCUUGCCACAGGAUGUGCCCGAUCUAGUGCGCGUUGAAUUUUUUUGGAAGAUGGACAACCCCGACUCGCCGGACUCGCUGGCCAGCGACCAGCUGACCGUCGACCUGCUGAGCCCGCGCUCGAAGCGGCGCCGCGCCCACGACGCCGACGCCGACGGCCGCCGCACGCCCGACCUGGCCAAGAACAACAACAACGACGUGGGGUUCGUGCUGAUGGACGGCGAGCACCACGAGAACGGCGACGACGACGACGAAGAACGGUUGACAGCCGGAGGCCAUGGUUCACUAGCUCUAAGCGGAAGUUCGCCCGGAUACGGCGCGGGCGGCUCCGGAGCGCACCACCGCGGCUCCGGGGGCCUUCACCACAGCUCGGCCAUGCAACACCAGCUGCCCCAACCGGACUUCCAGCCCCCGUACUUUCCGCCGCCGUUCCACCACCCACCUAGUCCGCCUCCUCAGCAGCACCUAGAGUACCUCACUGACCCCUACGGUGGUCUUUCCGGUCUUCACCACUACAACCAGUUGGGACUUCGGCCACGAGAGGGCGAUCCCAACCACACACACGUGAGUCAACUGGGCCAUGGGGCCGGUUUUCCGUACAGUUCGGCGCCCGGUGGCGGCCGUCCCGACUACUCUGUAACGACCCCUCAACGACCCCACGAUGACCCCCUGUCGCUCCACCAGGCCCUCGGGCAAGCAGUGGAAGAGGCCCAGGGUGGCAUCGACGACAACACAGGCUUCAUAUCCGACUUACCUCUCUUAAAAAGUAUGAAAGGGGGCAAGGACCACGGCGGAGGCGCGAUGGUGUCGCCCAGCGACGUCUUUUGUUCGGUUCCGGGACGCCUCUCCCUCCUCUCGUCAACCUCAAAGUACAAAGUAACCGUAGGUGAAGUGCAACGACGUCUGUCGCCGCCGGAGUGCCUCAACGCCUCGCUGCUCGGGGGCGUGCUGAGGAGGGCCAAAAGCAAGAACGGCGGCAGGAUCCUUCGGGAGAAGCUCGAGAAGAUCGGGCUGAAUCUGCCGGCGGGGCGGCGGAAAGCCGCCAACGUCACGCUGUUGACCUCUCUCGUGGAGGGCGAGGCCAUCCACCUGGCGCGGGACUUCGGAUACGUCUGCGAGACGGAGUUUCCGGCGCGUCAGGUGGCAGAGUACCUGCUGCGGCAGCACGGGGAGACUCCGAGGAGGAAGGAGCUGCUCCAGGCCACGAAGCAGAUCACCAAGGAGCUGAUGGACCUGCUCAACCAGGACCGGUCGCCGCUGUGCAAUACGAGGCCGCAAAUUCUUCUGGACCCAUCGAUACAACGACAUCUGACGCACUUUUCGCUCAUAAGCCACGGGUUCGGGAGUCCUGCCAUAGUGGCCGCUCUCACCGCCAUUCAGAACUUUUUAAGUGAAUCGUUGAAACAUUUAGAUAAAGUGUUUCCCAACCAAAACACGCAACAAGGACAGGCUAUGUUAGUUACUUCGUCUCUUGACAAAGCCAAAUUAGAGGACAAGAAGUGACCAUUUAAUAAACUUUUAUGUGUUGUGAUCUGAAGAUUACGCUACAAAUUACGCGAUCUCGUGGAUAUAGCGUCGUCUCCUUUGUUUAAGACUUUGUUAUAAGUAUUAUUGUAAUUGUUUUUUAUUGUAAUUAUGCUGAUUGAUAUAUGUAAAUAUAUUUUUUUCAAACAGUGCCAAUGCCGACGAUGUAUUCUAUUACAUAUAGAAAAUUUGGGUAAAGAAUAAAACACAACUUAAACGAU